Molecule: messenger RNA, 869 nt
Organism: Stereum hirsutum FP-91666 SS1
Lineage: Eukaryota; Fungi; Basidiomycota; Agaricomycetes; Russulales; Stereaceae
Product: phosphoribosylglycinamide formyltransferase
Exons: 2
Coding region: 1-741 (246 amino acids)
Biological process (GO): 'de novo' IMP biosynthetic process
Cellular component (GO): cytoplasm
Molecular function (GO): phosphoribosylglycinamide formyltransferase activity
Source: RefSeq, a predicted model, not a curated record
AUGUCUUCAGAAAGACCACUACCAACGUCGUCAACGGAGCUUCGUCGUCUAGUUGUUCUCAUCUCCGGCUCUGGAACGAACCUCCAAGCUCUCAUCGACGCUCUUCCCUCAUCCUCAUCAGACUCAGCAGACUCAUCCAAACCUCUCCUCCCCCAUACGAUAAUAUCUCUCGUCGUGUCAAACCGAAAAGCCGCUUACGGCCUAACUCGCGCCCAAAAUGCGAACCCACCAAUCCCAACCGCCUACCUGGCCCUCCAACCCUACCUAAAACAAAACCCAGGAAAGACGCGAGAAGAUUACGAUCGCGAGGUGGCGAAGCUCGUCUGUGGAGCUCGGCCGGACGUCGUAGUGCUCGCGGGAUGGAUGCACGUACUCAGCCAAGUCUUCCUCGAUGUUCUCGAAUCAUAUACCGCUUCCGCCUCAUCCUCGCCGUCAUCCUCACAUCCUAAAAAAGUCGAAGUCGUGAACCUGCAUCCCGCCCUUCCCGGCGCUUUCGAUGGCUCCAACGCUAUCCACCGCGCCUAUGCAGCCUUUCAAGCUGGCGAAAUUAAACACUCGGGCGUUAUGCUCCAUCGGGUGGUUAAGGAGGUGGAUAGGGGCGAACCGGUAGUGGUUAGGGAGGUGGAGAUUAAGAAGGGGGAGAGCGAGGAGGAGUUCGAGAGGAGGGUGCAUGAGACGGAGUGGGGAGUUGUGGUGGAGGGUGUGAGAAGGGUUUUGGACGAGGUUAGGCCUGUGGAAUGAUAGAUACGCGAGAUGGCGUUAGUGGACUACUACUAGUUGGAGGGUGGAGAGGAUGGAAUGGAAGAUACUAAAUAUGUUGCCAACCACAAUUGUUGUAUCAAUAUACACUUAUUCAGAAGUUAAGACUG